AUGAACUUCUCCAUUCCCUCCGACCUCAAAGCCUACCUCGCCGCCCUUGAUACCUUCAUCGAAACCACCAUCCUCCCGCUCCAAUACAAAGACGACAACAACCGCUUCUUCGACCACCGGCGGGAGCACUCACGCACAGACUGGGACGCCGGCGGCCUGCCGCGCAAAGAAUGGGAAGACCUGCUCGCCGAAUCGCGGCGGCUCGCCGACGAAGCUGGCUUCUACAGGCUUUCUUUACCCAAGAAGUACGGCGGGCAGAACAGCGAGGACGGACGGGGGAGUAAUCUGUGGAUGGCGGUCAUCAGGGAGCAUUUGGCGGCGAAAGGACUGGGGUUGUUCAAUGAUCUGCAGAAUGAGCAUAGCAUGGUGGGCAACUUCCCAGACGUGAUCAUGUUGAUGAACUUCGGGUCCGAGAAGCAGAAGGAGGAGUUGAUUCCUGCGCGGCUGAGAGGCGAGUUCAGGAUGACGUUUGGGUUGACGGAGCCCGGGCACGGGAGUGACGCGACGCAUAUGGCGACCAAGGGCGUGCCGGAGAGGAGGAAUGGCGUUGAUGGGUGGCUGCUGAAUGGGCAUAAGAAGUGGCAGACGGGAAUGCAUCAUGCGACGCAUUGCUCGAUUUUUGCGAGGACGAGUGGAAAGGAUGGCGAGGUGAGGGGAAUAAGUUGCUUUAUCGUGCCGAGGGAUACGCCGGGUUUGAAGGCGGAGUCGUAUGAAUGGACGCUCAACAUGCCAACCGACCAUGCCACUGUUUCGAUCAAAGAUGUUUGGGUUCCUGAAAGCGCAGCACUAGGACCGAUUCACAACGGUCUCGGCGUAGCACAAGCCUUCGUACACGAAAAUCGCAUCCGUCAAGCCGCGUCCUCCCUCGGUGCAGCCGUAUAUUGUGUCCAGCAAUCUGUCGAAUACGCUAACGAACGUGCUCCCUUCGGCACACCGCUCUCGCACAACCAGGGCAUCCAGUUCCCACUCGUCGAGCUGGCGACACAAUGCGAGAUGUUGCGACAACUCAUCCGCAAGACCGCGCUCGAAAUGGAUUCGAUGCCGCACAACGAGAUCGAGAAGAAGAUCGGCGAUAAGGUGUCCAUGUGCAACUACUGGUCAAACAGACUAUGUACACAGGCGGCCGAUCGGGCGAUCCAGGUCCACGGCGGCAAUGGGUAUUCGAGACACUACCCUUUCGAGCACAUUUGGCGGCACCACCGACGGUACAGGAUUACCGAGGGGAGUGAGGAGAUCCAGAUGCGCAAGAUCGCGGCGUAUCUGUUUGGUUUUGGUGGGCGGAAGAGUUUGGUAGAUGCGACGAAGCAGGAGUCGAAGCUGUAA
Molecule: messenger RNA, 1323 nt
Organism: Macroventuria anomochaeta
Lineage: Eukaryota; Fungi; Ascomycota; Dothideomycetes; Pleosporales; Didymellaceae
Product: acyl-CoA dehydrogenase NM domain-like protein
Exons: 2
Coding region: 1-1323 (440 amino acids)
Biological process (GO): fatty acid beta-oxidation using acyl-CoA dehydrogenase; butyrate catabolic process
Molecular function (GO): flavin adenine dinucleotide binding
Source: RefSeq, a predicted model, not a curated record